CUGGCCAGAGAGUUAAUCUGCUUCUGUCAUUUCUGAUGCAACUCAGCCCCCAGACUAGCUGCAGAACUGUAGUUCUCUGAAAAAAUAUUUUGACAUAACAGAGAUAUAUAAAUACCCAUCAUUUCAUGACGUGAUACGCAUGUAGCUCAAAAUCUCAUAUGCUAAGAGUUCUAAAAUGGCGUGCAUUAAAUGCAGUCAACCAUUUGAAACAAGGAAAACAGGUUUUAAAAGAAAGUUGGUAUCAAAGUUACCUACUCCUUUGAUUAAACUUAAUGACAUUUUGGACAAGAAAAUUACUCUGCCAUUAACCCCGUCUAGUAAAUUUAUCUGUAAUGAUUGUGCCUCUCUGACUAAGCAUUUAUAAGCAUGAUACUGCCAAAUGUUCUAGCAACAUUGCUACAGCUACAAAACCGGUUAAGUCCUCACAAGCACAAAGCUAAAAGAAAAUUUAGCUUCACACCACUAAAACUUGUGAAGAGGAAAUGUUUGACCUCAACUCCAUUGAAGUCUUCAAAGCACUUCAAUUUAAAGAAGGAAGGUUUUAAAGAGCAGGUGUACAAGUACAUCAUGGACUCUCACUAUGAAUAUCCAUACCGACUUCUUUUAAGAAAAAGCAAAACUGCUAGGGAUGCAUUGGUGAGAGUUUUGAAACUUUCCAUAAAGAAAGAAGUGAAAAGUGUCAAUAUUCCAUCACUCAAGAGGCCAACCAAUCUGAAGUCAUUCGAAACGUUUAGCUGGGACAGUGCAAUGCAUGAAGCAUCUUGUGGGAUGUCUCUCUUGACAGGGGUUUUGCAAGGUGCACUGUCAUGUCGCCGAGCUAAAAAUGCUGAAAUGUAAGUUGUAAAAUCACAUGCACAUUAUUAAAUUGAAUGUAAAUCCAGUAAGCAAGAGUCAUUAUUAGUUCGUUGUACUGUCAAUAUAUUAUGUUUGACAUAUGUGUAAUAUUUAGUGAAAAUUAUAUUUUUCCUUGCUUACUUUGGAUUCAAUUUAAAGUUUUUUUGCAUAUAUAUCAAUUAUAACAAUAGACUUUUGCAAAGAGAUUAAUUCAGGAGAAGUUACGUAGCACUAAAAUAGAUAUACAUCAUGAAUACAUGAACAUAAUUUCUAUAAUAAACAUUACAGAAAUGACAUGGGAAAACUUGGCUCUUUGGUUCCAGUUCUUGGUUUUAUUUUGGGAACCAUUCUCUACCUCCAUAAACCCCAGCAGUACAACUUCUUACAAACCAUUAUUUCCAUUGAAAUGUACAGGUCGGGUUGCAGUCAAAAGGUAAAAAUUAAAAUAUUGAAGCCUCCGUUUUCUUUUCACAAUAUGAUAAGCCAACUUUACAAUUUAAAGAAUUUUCUCGUGAAUCUGAGGCAAUAUCAAAAUUGUCACCUUGCAUUGCAGCUUUUCCGAUGGUUCCAAAAGUUAGGUAGGAGCAAAGGAGUGAAAGGAACACGAAUAGCAGCUGAUAAAAUAUGCAGCGAAUUCGAUCAGAAAAUUGUGUUAUGGAAGAAUAAAAUACAGGUGGAGCUUGGAAUGCCUGAACCUCCUCAGCAACCAUUGAACGUGGACUUUGAAAGUUCAGAUACAGACAGCUCACAUAACUCCCUAGCUUCCUCUGGUUCUGAGAUUACAAACCAAGAUUCCUCUGAUGUAGACUUCAGUAGUGAAGAUGAAAGUGAUAUAGUACCUCUACCAUUUGAUGAUUCCCUCCUUGAUGAACCAGAGGCGGAUGAACAAAGUACAUACAUAUUACACCAAUUGCAUCACUAA
Molecule: messenger RNA, 1756 nt
Organism: Ostrea edulis (European flat oyster)
Lineage: Eukaryota; Metazoa; Mollusca; Bivalvia; Ostreida; Ostreidae
Exons: 2
Coding region: 1130-1756 (208 amino acids)
Source: RefSeq, a predicted model, not a curated record